AAUUUUUAUUACGGUUUUCCAUCGUCAACCUCUCUCUAUAUCGAUCGUCUCCUGAUUGGUACUGAUAAGAAAACACCAGAGCCGAUCUGUCGCGAUUCAAUUCUUGAUUUUUUUUUUCUGGUGGAGAAUCGUUAAACCAUGGAGUCUUCAAGCUCGUGGUCGAGGGCCUUGGUCCAGAUCUCGCCGUACACCUUCUCCGCCGUGGGCAUCGCCAUCGCAAUCGGCGUUUCUGUCCUUGGCGCAGCUUGGGGGAUAUUCAUUACGGGAAGCAGUCUGAUCGGUGCUGCCAUUAAAGCUCCUCGCAUUACUUCCAAAAACCUAAUCAGUGUGAUAUUUUGCGAGGCUGUGGCUAUUUAUGGGGUGAUUGUUGCCAUUAUUCUACAAACAAAGCUUGAAAGUGUUCCUCCCUCUCAAAUUUAUGCUCCUGAAUCCCUUAGAGCAGGAUAUUCAAUCUUCGCUUCAGGAAUUAUUGUGGGGUUCGCAAAUCUUGUAUGCGGGUUAUGCGUGGGAAUAAUUGGAAGCAGCUGUGCUUUAUCUGAUGCACAAAACUCGUCGCUAUUUGUAAAGAUUCUGGUUAUUGAAAUCUUUGGUAGCGCACUUGGUCUUUUUGGUGUGAUUGUUGGAAUCAUCAUGUCUGCACAAGCUACAUGGCCAACUAGAGCUUGAUGAGUUCCUGAUGUCAGGGGAUUGCUUUGGAGGGCGAUUGUCGAAGUUCUCAAUUUUCAGUCCUCAGUUUCCGUCACCUCCCUGUUUUCAGGGUGUUAAUAUUCUUUUUUUUUUUUGCCACACUACCGAAUGGGGAAUAAGAAAAGCCUGCGUCUGUAUGUCAUUGAGUGUAUCUCUUAAUUGUAAUUUCUUUGACUAGGAUUUAUAUUAGUGCAUCCUGGGGAUCUGAAGGUUGACUCCUUUGCCAAAUUCUUGAAUUACUCUUUAAUAUUUAUGUAGAAUAAUGAUCAUUUUCUUGAUUUGUUGUAUCAAUAUCAUUUUCAACUUUAACUGGUUCUCCUCAACCUGUACAUUGUUUUUAGAUUUUUAAUUAAACAAAUCAAUACUGAAACGAACAGUUUAACCAUUUAUAGCUUUUGAGUUCUUACCCAUGAAGAUAACAUCAGAGUUUGAUCAUUUUCAUUUGAGCUGUGCAAUUAUGAAGAAUAUGGGAACCGGAUAUUGUA
This is a messenger RNA of Oldenlandia corymbosa var. corymbosa, 1172 nucleotides long. NCBI's taxonomy places the organism in Eukaryota, Viridiplantae, Streptophyta, Magnoliopsida, Gentianales, Rubiaceae. The record is from the annotation of a GenBank genome assembly.